Trypanosoma cruzi is the source of this 804-nucleotide messenger RNA. RefSeq lists its product as uncharacterized. Lineage: Eukaryota; Euglenozoa; Kinetoplastea; Trypanosomatida; Trypanosomatidae. The annotation marks the transcript as partial. The record is from RefSeq and is a predicted model, not a curated record. Gene Ontology annotation, molecular function: protein binding. The transcript has a single exon. Gene Ontology annotation, biological process: protein homooligomerization.
AUGCCGCAGCGAAGCACCGUCACGCGGGAAAGGCACAAGCGCCCGCGUCACGGUGGCGAAGAGAUUCGGAAGGUGAGUGCCACACCGCACCGCAGCGACAUGAUUACAGAUGAGAGCGUCUCCCGAAAUGAUGAAAUAGACGAGUCACAGGAGUCAAACUGUCUUCCGUCAGCAAUCUCCGCGGCGGCGGAGGCAGCAGACAUACAGAAUGAAUUGAAACGACAAUUCGACGCUUGCCAGCUAAUUGAGCGGGAUGUCGCCUCACUUCUGAAGCAGCGAGAGCUGUCAACCGUGGGGAUGGGCAGUAUUCUUUCACUGAGGAACAUCUCUCCAUAUGACGUUAUACGUCUUAACGUCGGGGACGAGACCUUUACUGUUCCUCUUCAGCUACUGCUCGGUAAAGAUGGUCAAGAAAACUAUUUCGACGUCCUCCUUGGAUUCCGUAGUAGUGGCACCUCCAGGGAUAAUGACGAUGAGGAGGAGGAGGCGGAUAAGAACAGACAGAGCCAAGUUGUGCAGCCUCCAUUGUUAGAUGAGACGGGGGCGCUUUUCAUCGAUAGAGACCCUGCCACUUUUCGUCUCAUUCUUAAUUAUCUUCGCGGUUACCGGAUGCUAACCAUGCUGAAUGAGGACCAGUUGUCGAUGCUCAAGACAGACGCACGGUACUUUCAAAUCCGUGGCUUGAUGGAUGAACUGGGUGAUCAAACUCCGGAGAGCGCGGUUAAGUUUCGGCCUGGACCAGGUGUGAAUCCUGAACGCAAUCGAUUCCGUGUUAUUUACGGUGUCGCUAUGGUCGGCAACCGA